Molecule: messenger RNA, 6103 nt
Organism: Colletes gigas
Lineage: Eukaryota; Metazoa; Arthropoda; Insecta; Hymenoptera; Colletidae
Gene: hwt
Exons: 9
Coding region: 1-3420 (1139 amino acids)
Molecular function (GO): phosphotyrosine residue binding
Source: RefSeq, a predicted model, not a curated record
AUGGCGUCCGCGCGGCGAUUGGCCGGCGAUGAUCCGCGUCUUCGGAGAUUGUACACCUGUGCUCGAUGUAUCGUCCACACUGUGUGCGCCGUUAGGCCCGGCACCAGCCGUUCACCAGCCAGUACCUGUCUUCCGGUCCCGUCCUACGCGCGAAAGGUAUCCCUGUGCGACGAUUAUAGUCUGCCAGUGGACUUCGUGAACAAAAGACGUCCUGUGAGUGCUGUUACCGCAACUUCCACUGUACAGUGGGCGCUACCCAGUCCUACCGUCGAAAACGCGGAAGUCGAAGUUGUGGAACAGUAUAGCGACCCCAGGGAUAGUAAGAACAAGGCGUACGUCGAACCAGGAGCGGAUACGUCUUUGCCGACGAUUUACAGCAAAGUAAAUCGCAACUAUUGCCGACCUUAUACGGACCCUUCGGCUUCGGCAUCGUCCUGCGAGGAUGACGACGACGGUCGCCAGGCGGACAUCAGAAAGCGCAAGAACAGCGUGUACGCGUCUUCCUCGACACGGGCUGCCUCGGUAGACAGGGACAAGGAAGUAGCGUCGUUGGGCUGCGUAGCCCUGGUGCACCAGACGGAUCAAUCACCCACAGAGUCUAAUCAACCGAUACGUCAUCCGUCACCCUAUUACUACGGCGACCUGUUCAAGGUGCCCGAGCAGAUCAGCAAGACGCAACCGAACAAGUACAGGAAAAGCGUGAGUCUCGACGUGCCGGGCGAACGUUCGAGAACACCCGGUAUACCGAAGAGGAACUCCGUAGCGGGCGAUGGGGGUACCUAUUCGUCUCAGCAACUACAACAGCAGCAGCAACAGCUGCCGCAGCCGCAACAUUAUCGUAGCGAGGAUCUAGUGAGCCCCACGUCGGGGAGCGAGCAUGCUGUCCCAGCCAGGAACGAGAUCCUCUCGUCGUGCAUCAUCACCGAGUGGGAUCACACACUCAUGCCUCCGCAUAGACUGUUGAGCCAUGACCUGCCUACCACGGUUUGUACCUGUAUCGCAUCGCCAGACGAAGAGGAGGAUGAGCUAGAUGAACGGCAGCCGCAUCUAACGCGGCAUCAAGUGCGCAAGCUACGACGUACACGCAGAAUAGAUCCGCAACCGAUACUCGUCGAGGACGAGGACGACGUGGAAGGAGAGGACGAAGGCGAGGAAGAGGAGGAGGAGGACGCGGAGGCGGAGGAAGACGAGGAAGAAAUGGCUAGGCAACGUCACCUCUACGAGACGGCCUUCGACUGCAAGGUCAAUCGGUCCGACGACGACCUGGACGACCUUGAUCGGGUCACCAAUCAUCCAGUCUUGCACUCGCAGAUAAGAAGCAGUAGCGCGAUACCAGUGAGCAGAACGAGUUCGUCGACGGACACGUCGAAGCAGCAGCAGCCGCAGCAGGUCCCGUACGCCGGGCAGUCCCACAGCAGCAAAGACAGACGCAAAGUCGUACUUCUCCGCCCAAAACCAAUUCCGAGCCGUCUUCAGCAACAGCAGCAACAGCAACAACAGCAAUCAGACAAUAUUUCUACUCUGUCCCAAGAUAUCGAAUCCCUCCAGAUAAACUCAAGCGACGAGAAGAAUGGUUCGCCCCGGCUGCCAGCCAGGGGUUACACACCGUCGCCUCCAUCCACGGCACCGUUGCCGGCCAAGUUCCACGGGAACCGGGAUCACUUGUUGCUGAAUAUACGCAGCACACCGAAUCUACCUUCGCAGCCGGACCAUCCGCGGCUGAAGGACUUGAGACUUCCGGUCAAGUCUCUGCUGAGGGCCAAGGACUCGCCGCAGAGCAGCGAGGGCAGCAUACUGGAGAUCAAAAGCAGACCGAAGAACUUUGCUCAAGAGAACGUGGAGUCCACCCAGGGGCGACGUUUCGACAAGGAGCUGAUACUGGAGUUCAAGGGCAGGCCGAGGGAGGAGAGGCAACGACCGCGUAGCUUGAUCCGCGAGAGCAAGCCUAUCAUGGAGUUCAAGGGCAGGCCCCACGAGGCCGAGAGCGAUCUGUUGCGACCGCGUCGCGACGUGGGCCUCCUGGAGUUCAAGUUGAGGACCAGCAGACGCAGACCGGGAUACUCGAGCACCGAGAGCAUGGCUACCAGCAGCAGCGGGGGCAGCAUGGAGUCCCUUCGCAGCAGCACCAGCGAGGGCAACAGGUCCACCAGCAGCUCGGAGAGCCGUCACAGCACCAGCCUCAGCUCCCACAGCUCGGACAGCGGCAGCACCAACUGCUACCACCAUCAUCAUCAUCACCAGCAACCGUCGAUGACCGGUUUCUUGACCCAUCACGCGAACAAGCUGCACAUACUGUCGCCCAUUUCCGAUAAAUCGUCCCAGGAGCCAGCGUCCGAGACCUCGGACAACAAUCGGAACAACAACUCGCAGAAGGCCUCGCCCGAGGAGAACGUCACCACGGAGAACAACGUGACAGCAUCCAACAAUACUAAUACGAAUACAGUGAACACGAACACGAACACGAAUUCCGUGACCUCGCCCAUGGACACGUCGUUCAAGAAGAGGCGAGCCCCGCAGAACAAGAAUCUGAUCAAUCUGGCCCUGCAGUCCUCGUCAUCGGGCGACGCCGAAAUCCAAGGCUCGGACAGCGGAAUCUCGAUCGAGUCGCGGGCUGGGAUCAAAUGCAAGCCGUUCGGUUCCCACUUGCUGAAACCGCAGCUGGAUAAUAUCAAUUUAGUUGAUAACGAGCCCGAGCUGUCCGAUCUGCCGUUCGACAUGCCCAAGCUGCGGAGGAGACGAUUGCUUAUGCAACAGGACGCCACAACAUCCGGCAGCGCGACCAGCGUUGAUUUGAGAGACUUGCCGUUCGAUAUGCCCAAGCUCAGAAGAAGACUCAGAUGCAUGCAGAGCACCGAAUCCAGCGGCUCACAGGCGUCGUCGAGUUUGUCUGUCAGAGACGUGGAACCGCCAGCCCUUUUCGGCGGCGGUCUGGCGCGUCCGAAGAUGACACUGAAUCUGGACGCCGGCAACGGGACGAACAGCGUCGGGAACCCCGGUCAGUUCGCCCCGAAAAAACCCGGUGGUCUGAGCCUUGGAUUGCCGCUGGAGAUUAGCACCGCCCGUGGAUCCGCCGAUCUCGUUGACGUGGACCUUCCUCUCGAGAGACAAGGGUGGUACCACGGAUCCAUCACGAGAAUCGAGGCGGAAGCUGUCCUACGACUUCUGAGAGAAGGAAGUUAUUUGGUGAGGAACAGCGAAUCGACCAAACAAGAUUAUUCUCUAUCGCUGAAAAGCGCCCGAGGUUUCAUGCACAUGCGCAUCCAGAAGAACGAGGACCUGAACGCGUACAUUCUGGGCCAGUUCAGCAAGCCGUUCGACAGCAUACCGGAAAUGGUUCGUCACUUCAGCGUGAACCGUCUGCCGAUACGCGGUGCCGAGCACAUGUGUCUUUUGCAUCCGGUCAUAGCUCAGCUUUUGUAGCGCAUCUAUCGUAGCGCCGUUUAAGGCGCUCCUACUUUUUUGAUAUCCCGUUUAUUUCGAAAACGCAGAGGCUCGAAAAAUGACGUCGAACGUUCGCGACGAGAAAGAAAGAGAUAAAGAGAAAAAAGAUAACAUCUUAGAAAACAAUACGUCGCGAAGAACUUUGGGUUGCCGUGCAUAUUCGACGCGCAUCGUACUUCGAUUCAAUUUCCAUUUUCGUCUCGCGUCUUCGCGACGAACUUUCCGAGCUUCCGAGGGGAGACCAGCGAGCCGCGAACCGUGGAAGAACAAGUCAGGAAUCGGAACUGUUCGCGGGCGCAACACAGUACAAAAUCAGUGAAAAGUUUCUGUAGGCUUAGCGAACGAUCUCGAGAAUAAUCUUGCUCGUUCACGCGAUCCCGCGAAGUCCGUGCGUUCGUAGAGCUUUUUAUCAGCCGCCGUAUUCGGGGAAGCGAUCGAGAUUCAUUCAUCGAUGAACUUAAACCCUUGCCCUCCCCUGAAAUGACCGUCGCGUGAACCUUUUAUUUUCGCGUAGUGGAUUUUGGAUUCGAGAUUUCGUUCCUCUUGCAUCUCGGGGCGAUGGAGUAUUCGCGUACGGUAGAAUCGCAAGGAAAGAGCUACGAGCAGAGAGAGAGGUCAGAGUCGAGAGAGGAGCUCUAAAACGGAUAGAUUCUAGAACGCUUUAUCGCGAGAGACGGACGAAUUUAUGGGUGUUCGAGGGCCGAGUCGUUUCAGAAUCGUCUUUCGAGGCGAGAGCUUUACAAAAUGGUUGUUCCUUGGUGGCCGUCGAGGCCACGGCGUUCCGUAUAAGAAAACUAUCGAUGGGAUCAGAGUCGUACAAGCUGCUAAUCCGAGAAGGUUGCGAUGUAAUGCGUAUUUAGGUUUAGAUACACACGUAGAUGGCCGGCGUUGGCCACUACGACGGAGCUGGAAGCCAAAGAAGAGCUAUGUAAGUCGUGUUUGUUCGUUCGUGCGAGGAGUAAACGUGCGAGGAUGGUGAGUCGAAAGGACCGCGGUCGCAAUGCCAAACUUUACAGCUAAUCGUAAUCAUUUAAUCAGAGUUUAAGUUGUUUGUCGUCGUUGAUGAGCGAUUGGGCUCGGACCAGCAAGCGGAUCGACUGUUUUUUUCGGGUUGGUAAUGCGAGAAAAAGAUGAGAGAGAGAAACAGAGUGAAGGACGCGAAAAAAAGAUGUCUUAACGACGAGAGUGAGGAUCGAAAAGGAGCGAAGGGACGAUCGAGGUCAGCCAAUCCGAAUCAUCGAUGGCUCGUCGCUCGGGUCAUCCGUCCGACAGUCUCUUAUUUUUGGGAGAUUUUUGCGAGAGAUGGCAACCGAUACAUAUUUUUUCAUGUGAUAACAAUUUGUUACAGAGAUAGCCUAGUUUCACCUGUGAUCUGUUACUUAGUUCCCUUUGUCCGUGUCUGUUGGUCGCUGUGUGCAAUAUUCUCGUACGGUACGAUUAUGGUAACGAUAAUAAUAAUAUUAACAAUAACAUUAAUAAUAACAACACUAAUAUUAGUAUAUAGUAAGAACAGUAACGGUAAUCGUUAAGACGCUAUUAUUUAAUAUUGGGUAGCCAGCAACGACGCGCGAUCAGGUGCGACACGAGAGACGUCCGUGGUGUUACAAUAAUUAUUUCGAUGAUAAGGAUUUCGAUUUGCGAACGGUUGUGAGGGAAAUUUUAUUGGUUCGUAACCGAAACCAUACGUUUUACUUAUGACAUCGAUUAAGCGAACCUUUUGGAGCCCACUGUGCGCGUAGCGAGUGCCGCGAAAUCACGGUAGAAGCCUGGAAUAAUUUCGUCCAACGGUUAGGCGAUGGAACUCGUUAUCCUCUUGAUACUAGUCAUUACGUGGUUUCGUUCAUUGGAUCGUUUUCGAUCGAUUUUCAACGUUGCACACGGCACUCUCUACCGUUUUCCUUCAGUUAGGUUUCAACGUAAUACACACACACACACACACACGUACACAUACACACAUACAGGUACAGAUACACGUUGUACUUUAAGCUGCCAGUAUUAUUAACUGUAAUCGAUAAUGCAUAUCCAUGUUAACGUUUAAGACAUUAUAUUGUCCCCCUCCUAACGGAUGAUUAUGAAAAGUAUACUCUAUAUAUAUUUAUUUGACAUUCUAUUUAUUGCAUUGUGUCGUUAAAGCCAAUGAUCUUACGUCAUGGUUUCCGUGUAUACCGUUGAUUUAACCCCGUAAGAUCAUAGCGAAGUAAAUUCAUGGUAAUCUCUGUAGGUCUUAGAGAAACGUAGAUUAACCGCCACUUACCAAAGGAUAAACGAAACGAGGCAGUAAAUUAUGUGGUAGACACUGACUUGUAGAUACUUCCUGUACCUUGAAAUUUAUAUGACGUAGCGUUUAGCUCCGACGUAUACACAGUACACGUAUACAUGAAUAUAUAUUAUUACCAGAAUAUUAGCGCAUAGUCCUUUAUAUAGAAGGUACAACCGUGAGAUCGUAAGUAAUCGAGAAGCAAGUCCGAUAUAUAUAAACAAAUCGAGAGAGUCGCGUAAAAGCUCUCGCAUGUAAAACGGAUUUCGAACGGUGUAAUGUGCAAUAACGAAGAGCGAUCUAGUGCGGUCGCGAUAUGUGGUGCGAUCCAGUAUUUUUGUUUUUAGCAUGACAGACCACCGAUGUUCCAAAUCGACUUCACUAGAUAGUCUUGUGUACUCCGAA